Centrocercus urophasianus (Greater sage-grouse) is the source of this 2308-nucleotide messenger RNA. RefSeq names its product zinc finger DHHC-type palmitoyltransferase 12 (gene ZDHHC12). The transcript has 5 exons. Gene Ontology annotation, cellular component: endoplasmic reticulum; Golgi apparatus. The record is from RefSeq and is a predicted model, not a curated record. Gene Ontology annotation, molecular function: protein-cysteine S-palmitoyltransferase activity. Gene Ontology annotation, biological process: protein targeting to membrane; peptidyl-L-cysteine S-palmitoylation. Bases 15 to 800 code for a protein of 261 amino acids. NCBI's taxonomy places the organism in Eukaryota, Metazoa, Chordata, Aves, Galliformes, Phasianidae.
GGGCCUGCGGCGCCAUGGGAGCCGACGGGCUGUGGGUGAGGACCGCCCACACCGCCCUCAGCGGGGUCUUAACGCUGGGGCUCUUCGUGCACCGCACAGAUCUGCAGAAGGAAGCGGAGCGAGGAGCCGUGCUGCAGCCCGCGCUCUUCGUAGCGCUGCUCGGGUGCUCCGUCCUGCUGUACUUCAGGGUGUCCCUCAUGGACCCGGGCUUCGUCAGGGCUGACGAGGAAGCAGAGGCAGACAAAAAUGAAGAGCAAUGCGUGGUGAUACCCCAGGUCUCAAGCAGUGUUAAGAUGCGGCGUUGCGGCUACUGCAUGGUGAAGCAACCAAUGCGAGCCAAGCACUGCCAGCUGUGCCAGCACUGCGUUCGGCGCUAUGACCAUCACUGCCCCUGGAUUGAGAAUUGUGUGGGAGAGAAGAAUCACCCCCUCUUCAUAGUCUACCUUAGUGUACAGCUUGUAGUUCUGCUGUGGGGAGGACACGUUGCUUGGUCAGGCCUUUACUUUAAACAGUCCUGGGAGUGGCUGCGGCACAACAUUUUCCUCCUCCUAUCCUUCCUCCUGAUAGUCAUAUUCACCAUUGUUGUCUUGCUGCUGCUUAUUUCACACCUCUACCUGAUCUCAUGCAACACCACCACCUGGGAGUUCAUGUCGUACCACCGCAUCUCCUACCUGCGGCACUCUGAGCUGCAGAAUCCCUUUGACCAAGGAGUAAUCCGCAAUCUCUGGAGGUUCUUCUGUUCAUGUCAUCUCACUGCAUGGGAGAAAAUCUAUUUUCACAGGAGCAAUGAACCUGUCUAGUCACAGUGGUAGCUAAUGAGUGAAAUGCCAAAAGACAGCUGCAGGUUGUUGGAUAAAGCUUUGCAUACCUUGCUUCGAACUUUAAUACAUCAUGGAUGCAAUGUUCCACAACCUGUCCAUCUGUAAAAGCAAAUCAUCUUCCAAGAAGGAUAAUCAGGGCUAUAGAUGUGAAUAACACUGUUAAAGGGGAGACACUGUUUCUGAGGGCGUCAGAAGUUCUGAUGUCUUGACCAAGGAGAGGUAUCUCUUUAAAUCCCCUUCCUUGUGUUAACCUGCAUCCACACCUGAAGAGAUGCAAGAACUGCAUGAACAGCCUUGUCAACUUCUGCUCCCCCAAGUUUCCUCUCCAUUUGCUGCUAAGAAACAGCAGCUGUUACCAUCAAACCAGGCAGAAUCAAUGCAAUCCCUGUGGCCUUUCUUCAGCAUAGCUCUUACUGUGAAAACCACAGUGCCUUUUGUCAGUAAUGUUGGAUACAUAACAGAAAUAUUUGAAUAAAUAUUUGUGCAGUCAAAAGUCAAAUUUCAUUUUGACUGCAUGCCUCAACUGCACGCUUUGAGGUUUCAUGGCGUUAACAUCCAUGAGAAACAGCUGUAAGGCACCAAAUGCAGCCAAGAUCAGUAAGCCUGUACCUUAUGAUGCCCUCAUCAGCAUCCUAACAGUUUUUUUAUCCUUUAAGUUGAUGGUGGUCAAAAAUUCAUAGGGUAUUUUCAAUGAACUCUGCAAAGAAUGAUGUCAACCACUUUGGACAGAAGAGCAAUGCUUGUCUAUAGAGUCACUUCUGCAGAUAACCUCAUGCCCUUUGCCUUUACUGUAUCUAGUGGGGAAAGAGCCAGUAACAGAGGUGAGCACUUCUUGCCUAGCUCAAAUAACACUAGUGGUAAUGCUGCUACCUCAGCAUGUCAGUAUAAUUUUAAUGAAAUAAUACAAAGUAGCACUGCAAUGGAAUCUUGCAAAGGAAAGGUUCUAGGUCCUAUUUGUUUCUGAUAGCAUUCCAAGAUGGCAGCAGCUUUACUUGUUUUUCAUUGUAAUAGAAGGUCAUAGUUCAAGUUUCUGUAAGGGACUGGAAGUUAGGAUCAACAAUUUAAAGUAGAAAAACCUGUGGUGUGAAUUUUAGUGCUGACCCUUUUCUACUUUAAAAACAAAAAAAGCAAACCACAUCCAACAACUUAGUUAUUGUGCCUUAAUUGCUUUGAUUCAGAAAUUAACAGCAGCUCAGGAAUACAUCUGGCAAGCUGGCAGAAUGCACUCAGGGCUAGUGAGCACUCAGGAAAGAACAGUAUAGAGUCAUAGAGUCACUAAUACAACGUGAUAGUCCAAAAGCAGACUGAAAAUGCAGACUUCUUUUUAACCAAACCCAGAGUCUGUAACCUGCAUCCAGAGCAGUGUGUUCAGAGAAGGUCAUAAAGUUCAAGGCACAGCGUUGUGCUCUUUGGUAGUUCUCCUGUACGUGCACUGGAAUGGUAGUUUAUGGUACUUUUACUAUAAAAGUAUUAAACAAUUACGUACA